Molecule: messenger RNA, 2718 nt
Organism: Cheilinus undulatus (humphead wrasse)
Lineage: Eukaryota; Metazoa; Chordata; Actinopteri; Labriformes; Labridae
Gene: plaat1l
Product: phospholipase A and acyltransferase 1-like
Exons: 5
Coding region: 1378-1836 (152 amino acids)
Biological process (GO): N-acylphosphatidylethanolamine metabolic process
Cellular component (GO): cytoplasm
Molecular function (GO): A2-type glycerophospholipase activity; glycerophospholipid phospholipase A1 activity
Source: RefSeq, a predicted model, not a curated record
GGCUGCUUAAAUUGAUGAAAAGUGAUUAAAAAAAUGGUGGAAAAGGGCAACAAAAGUUUCCCUUUUUUAGGUUUUAUGGCGGAAUAAUAUUUAAAAUGAAGACACAAAGAGCCACAGGUUGAGUUUCACUGAUUUACAUCAAUGCUGUCAAUAACCACUGAUAAUAAAGUGGCAACUUGAAGGGCCGUCCCAUUUCAAAGAGGAAGACUUCUCCACUCCACCUAAAGGACAAUACUUAGAAAUGGGACUGAGUUUUAAGGUCAUGAUGAGCCACACCUCUCCAAAAUGGCGCCUGGAAGCGGCAUCUACGCGUCUCUGUCUGUGGAUUUAUUUCUAACAGCAGGCUGGAUCUUUAUGAUGAAAACAAGAAGACUGCUUAGAUUGUCAGCAUUUACAGAAUCAAGUACUGGCUUUUUUAAAAUUAAGAUAGUGGAAACCUGCCGUUUUACCUCUCAGACGUCAGAAAUUCAGGGAAAUUCGAAUCUAUGUAGUCAUUGCACAUCUCUGAUUUCAUUCACUCUGACAGAUUUCCUUCUAACCUGUAGAAACCUGCUCCUUUUCUCUCUUUUUAGUAUUUAUUUGGUGAUUUUUGUGUUUAAAUGUGAAUCCAGACUCAGAAUCAGCUCCACCUCAGUAUGAACCGAGUCAGUACUGUGAAUUUCUGUGUGAUAGAAAUCUGAUUGAAUUAACAAAGCUGGCUGCUGGAUAUGUAGGAGUGUUUAAAGGGCACAGUUACACAUCACUGUGGCAUUUUACCUUUUAUUAAACAGCUCCUAUGAGCAAUAACUCUGAAAAUAUAGGAAUGUUUGACCAUUCAGGAAAUAUUUCAGUCAAGAAUGAUCUAGAAUGAAGAUGUGAGAGUUAAGGAAGAAUCUGCUCCGGCUCUAGAACAGAGAAGUUAGCCAAGCGAAGGCUAAAACAGAGAACCUCGAGGUCUCUGUCUGUCCUCGAGGCUGCCAGGUUUGUGUUUCAGUGCCUUCAUUUCUCUAAUAAAGACAUGUGAUUAAAGUGAAGCUGCUUCCUCUUUCACGCUGUCUCUGUAGGAAACACCUGCUCCACACGCCCAGGGGUGGGGGCGCCAGGACGCCACGGUGCUGCUCAUCAAACAUGGCCUUUAAAACCUGCAGAAAUGUCCCAAAAACACCCAGACCCCAAAAACCACACCUGAGGUUCAGCUAAGACCCACAAUAAGAGUGAAAUCUAGAUUCAGAGUUUGAUGAUGAUGAUGAUGAGGGGAUGAAGGAGGGCGAGGGAAGUCUACUGUGACGGUGGCAGACGCUGCAGCAGGUUUAUGUAAAGCAGUUUGGAUUUCUGUCUCUCAGUUUUAAAUCUCAUUUCAGAAGAGAUUAAGGAGAGCAGCAGCGCAUAUCUGAACCCAUGGGCCUGAAAAACUCCCACCCACAGAUGUUCCCGGGGGACAUCAUAGAGUAUCCCAGGAACAAAUACUUCUCCCACUUCGCCGUGUACUACGGAGAGAAGGACGGCGUUCCCUACGUGGCUCACCUGACAUGUCGAGACUCAGACUCCAAGCUGCUGCGCUUCGGCCGAGCUCUGAGGUCAGAGAUCAAACUGGAUCCUCUGGAGAUGCUGGGGAAGAAAUACAAGGUCAACAACAUGCUGGACGACGCCUUCUCUCCCAGAGACUUCCACGCCGUGGUGAAGCCGGCCAUUGAGGACAUGAUGGGAAAGGAAGUGACGUUUGACAUCCUGUUUCAUAACAGUGAGCACCAGGCCACGCUCUUCAGAUACGGGGUCAAGAAGUCCGAGCAGAUAGAGCAGAUUUAUGAGUACAUCAUGCCGGCCUGGAAGAAACUGUUUGAGGACAAGAAACUCUGAGCUGUGCAGAACGUCAACGUCUCAUCACGGCCACCAGAGGGCGACGGCGUUCUGGUGAUUUCAAGAAGAAGGUCGUCCCAGUAUGUCCACCAUUAUCAGAGUAAUGGGAUUUUCUACGGAAGCCCAUUUCUGACACUUAAAGAAAAAUAUGAAGGAAAGGUUUUUACAGAAAAAUUUGAAAUCUGAGGUCAUAGUAAGGACAUUUAAAGUCAAAAUUAGGGGGUUACAGUCAUUAUGGAAUAUAAAGUUAAAAUUCUGAGCUGUUGAAUUAAUGGAAUCUAAAUUCUGAGAUAGUUCGGGGUAAAAAUGAGAUUAUAAGACACGUUUUUGAGAAAGUCAUGAUGAUAGAUGACAGGUCAAAAUGAUGAGGUUAUUAUGGGAAUGAUGAGAUGAAAAUAUAAAAAAUAAUCAAAUUCAAAAAGGAAAAAAAUGAGACAAAAAUCAAAAAUAUUUGACAGGGAAAUUAAGAGGAAAAAGUCAAGUUAUAAGAUGAAAAGUUGAAAUAAUAACUUAAAAUGUCAAAAUUAUUAGAAAAAAGCUCAAAUAAUGAGACACAAAGACAGAAUUAUGAGAUCCAAAAAGCUAUGAGAUAAAAGUCAUAAUCAUGAGAUACAAACCUGCAAUAAGGAGAUAAAAAUCAAAGUUAUGACAUAAAAUGUUUAAAUUAUGAGAUGAAUAAUGAUAGAAAAAAAUCACAAAUAUGCACAAAAAGUAGAAAAAAUGAGAUUAAAAGUGUUUAUCAUGAGUUUUAAUCAUGAGACAAAAUAAUGAAAUAAAACCAAAGUAAUGAAGCAAAAAAAUAACAAAUUAAAUAAAGUCAAAUUAUGAGAUAAUUAAAAAAAAUUACGACAUAAAAGUCAUAAUUAUGAGACACAAUGUUGA